Messenger RNA from Cyphellophora europaea CBS 101466, 2427 nucleotides. RefSeq lists its product as uncharacterized. Gene Ontology annotation, biological process: retrograde transport, endosome to Golgi. Gene Ontology annotation, cellular component: Golgi membrane; Ric1-Rgp1 guanyl-nucleotide exchange factor complex. NCBI's taxonomy places the organism in Eukaryota, Fungi, Ascomycota, Eurotiomycetes, Chaetothyriales, Cyphellophoraceae. Bases 1 to 2427 code for a protein of 808 amino acids. The record is from RefSeq and is a predicted model, not a curated record. The transcript has a single exon.
AUGCCGUCGGACAUCCAGGUCUUCGUGCGCUUGCAAGACCAAUGCGUCUUUGCGGGCGAGGAGCUGAAAUGUUCGAUCACUUUCAAGAAUGUUGCCAGUUUCUCAGAACCCCAGACACCAGGCCCCAAUGUCCGCAGGAAUAGCAGGACUCCCAGUAUUGGGAAGCUGCCACCCGGCUCCACGCAACCUGGUGAUGGUCCCCUACAUUCGCCCAAGGCCAGCAGAUUCAAUUACCCUCCUUCGGCCAUGAAGAAUCCUAUUCCAUCUGUGGUCAGUCCUCCUGCUGCCCCUCCUCAACGACCUGGCCACAAGCACCAGAGGUCUGUAUCCAUCAUCUCCAUCGGCUCGCCAACCACAUCGCAACCCUCAGAGGAUCCUUCCGGUGGCCAGGCCUAUCGGCCCGCCGGUGGUCAUCGGCGGUCUUCGACCAUUCAAGUCUAUACAGGCCACAGUCGCCGUCCGAGCCAGUAUCGGGAGCCAUCUACCGGGUUACACAUACCACCACAGGCUGGGCGACGGAGUCCUUUGUCUUCGACGUCUACCUCAACACCUGUAUAUGAAAGCAGACGAUCGACGCCCGACUUUCAGUUUCCCCCAUCAACGCAACCAGAGGCAUUGACGCAGCCCACUGUUCCCAGGGAGACAUCAAGGGCACCUUCUCCCCGGAACAACGGGCGUAGUGCAGUUCCGACUCGGCUCAGAAGGGAGCCAUCUAAUGCCAGUCGUGUGACCAGCGAGCGGAGCAGUGGCGAAUUCUACUCUUUGAGCAAUCAUUCUCAAGAUACCCUUCAGUCAGAGCAGCCCUCUAUCUUAUCUGAACGCCCACAGGUCAAUGCUCCCAGUGCUAUGAUGCGCCGUCAUUAUCGCAUGGACUCCCUACCACCGGCAACGCGCAGGCCUCAGCCUCAGCCUGCAAGCCUACUGAUGGGAUAUGCCCAUCUAGUAGCCACUUUCACCGUGGACGGAUCCUUGGUCGACCAAUCUCCAUUCGAGGAAGUCAAGCGGAAGGGCUUUCUAGGUGGUCAGGCUGGAGGUGGUGUGGUUGGUGUAACGCAGAAGAAGCAACGGCCCACUUCGGGCUUCCUUAGUGGCUUUAGUUUCAACAGCUUGGGGGACUCUCUGAACUCGCUAGUGGGCGCCGACAACAUGUCGUCUGUCCGCGAAAUGAAUGCUGUCACCAACUCUCGCGCCAUUCCGCUCCUUAGCACACCACAGUCACUUCUGUUCGUCAACCUCCAUUUGGAGCCUGGUGAAGAGAAGUCUUUCUCGUUCAGCUGUGGCCUUCCACGUGGCUUGCCUUCUUCAUAUCGUGGCAAAGCCAUCAAGAUCGCCUACAAUAUUCAAAUCGGCGUCCAGACUGCUCCAACAGGGACGCGUGAUCGGGAUCACAAGGUCCGGCAAAUCAGCGUCCCGAUACGCAUCUUCUCCGGCGUCGACUUGGAAGGCGAGAUUCUGGGUCAUGAUCUGAUGCAGCCGCACGUCUUGCUGCGUGAUCCCGCCCGAACAGCAUCCAUUGAUGACGCUUUUGCAUUCAGCAACGGCACGCCGCAGGUCCCCAGCUCUCACCGCUCUAAGAUUGGCAGCUCCGAGGCAUUUCUCACGUACAUUGAUACAUUACUUGACCGUUCACGCCGGCGGCACUCCUCUGCCGGUUCUGUUCUGGAUGCAGGUAUGACUGCCACGGAGGACUCUACCCAUCCUACUUUAGCCGCUAUCAACCGCGCAAUCCUCUUGUCAAACCGAGCGGGCAUGAAUCCAGACUCCAGCUCCAGCAACCGCUUCAACAUCACUCGUGCAGGCCAUCCCGUCGCGGUCAUCACUUUAUCGCGUGCACUCUUCCGCUUGGGCGAAACCAUCACAGCGUCCGUUGCGUUCGCCUCGCCCGACUCGACGUCCAUCAGAGUUGCAACCCUUCACGGAACCCUGGAGACGACGGAGAAGGUGGCGCAAAGCCUGGCCAUCCGCUCGGCGACUUCUAUUGCGAGAGUGACUAGACGGACUUACAGCACCUGGACAAGUAACGUGCUGUUCUCGAAAAGGGCAGUGUACAGUCCCACAGUCCCAGUCGGAGGCACUCCAACUUUUAUCACGAGUGGAGUCGAGCUGGCUUGGGGCAUAAGAUUCGAAUUUGGUGUCAUCAGAAACAACACUGCUCCCACACCAGACGAAGAGAUACCAGAAGGACAAGGUGGUGAUACUGGAGAAGAAGUGAAGCUGUACGACAGCGAGCAGACGGGAAAGACCUCCUCCACCUCCACCGAGACGUCGCUUUUCGAAGAGGUGGUCAAGGAUGAGAGGGGGGUGGUAAGCAUUGCAGUCGAGAGGCUGGAGUGUGAGGCCUUUGAGGUCGUUAUUCCCAUCACGGUCUACGGCGACAUAGUGGCAGCGACUGGCGAUGAUGAAGAUGUUCGGGGUAUCCCCAUAUGA